UUGUGUUUAUGUUGUGUUACGGUGCGGAUGUUCUCCCGAAAUGUGUUUGUCAUUCUUGUUUGGUGUGGCUUCACAGUGUGGCGCAUAUUUGUAACAGUGUUAAAGUUGUUUAUACGGCCACCCUCAGUGUGACCUGUAUGGCUGUUGACCAAGUAUGCAUUGCAUUCACUUGUGUGCGUGUGAAAAGCCGCAGAUUUUAUGUGAUUGGGCCGGCACGCAAAGGCAUUGUCUUUAAGGUUUAUUGGCGCUCUGUACUUCUCCCUACGUCCGUGUACCACUCUGUACAGUGGCGUUUUAAAAAGUCAUAAAUUGUACUUUUUGAAACCGAUACCGAUAAUUUCCGAUAUUACAUUUUAAAGCAUUUAAAAAGGAUAUCUCUAGUCUCCACACAUCACGAAAUGUAUGUAAGUUACCAGAAAUCUCAUAUCUCAGUAUUUCAAUGUGGCGGAUUCCCACGAGCUCCCUCAACCAGGCUUCAAACUUAGGUGCUCCGCCACCAUGGGGACCAGAUAACCGCCAGGCUUUGCAGGAACCAUGGGGGGCUGCCUGUGCACAGGUCACAAAGAGCUCCACUAUCCCAUGACGGUGCUGCACGACGGUCAGCCUGCAGCCUCCAACAAGGAUGGCCAGGCUCCAUCUAAUGGCCCAACGACAGAUAAAAGCGACCAUUAUGGAAUUGGCGAGCUGGCCACUUCCUCUCUGUUUGGUCUGGUCGCCACGAUAAAGGAGCACAUCACCAAGCCCACGGCCAUGGCCCAGGGCAGAGUCGCUCACCUGAUCGAGUGGAAAGGCUGGGGAGGAGGAGGAGUAGGAGGAGGAGGAGGAGGAAGGAGAGGCGAGACCAAAGGAUGUGGAAGCUGGGGGACGCUGGGUACCGAGCUGCAGGAAGAUGAACAAUUUUACUCUCAAAUGACGGAUGAGAUCAAGGAAGCUCGCUUUGCCGCUGGAGUGGCGGAGCAGUUUGCCUUGGCCGAGGCCUCCAUGAACAUGUGGUCCAUGAACGACAUCUUAGAGCAACCGUCUACCAGCUUGCAAGCAGCACAAAGCCACUUCUUGUCUCACUUCCUGCUGGACGGUGGAAGCGUCGGCGUCCCCCAGCACCUGUACAGCAUCCAUGCCCAGACGUACGGCAACAGCCAGCUAACAGGCCUGGUAGCCCCUCCACCACCACCUCCACCAACGGCGUCCAUUAGUCCAACCACCAUCAGACAGCAGGAGAUGACGUCUACCACACAGGACAGACAAAUCAGGGUUGAGGCAACCGUGCGACACAUAGACAGCAGCUCCCUGUCGGAGGAUGAUGUUUUUUAUAAUUAAAGCAUCGUAGAAAUCCAACUAUCUGGAAUUUGGGUGGAGCACCAGCACUGACUGACAAGAAGCAUCUUCAGAUUAACUCCUUCCAAUGAAAGACUCCUAAACAUGUGUGAAUGUAUUCAGUAGAUGCUUAGCUACAUUUGACUUUUCUAUUGCGUGUACAUCAGAUAUCAUCCUAUUUUCUUGCAUAUGGAACUUAGAAUCAAUCACAAGUGUUAUAUCUUGGUAUAA
Messenger RNA from Nerophis lumbriciformis (worm pipefish), 1545 nucleotides. It is a transcript of the gene fam131c, whose product is annotated as family with sequence similarity 131 member C. The record is from RefSeq and is a predicted model, not a curated record. NCBI's taxonomy places the organism in Eukaryota, Metazoa, Chordata, Actinopteri, Syngnathiformes, Syngnathidae.